Messenger RNA from Cynara cardunculus var. scolymus (artichoke), 1866 nucleotides. RefSeq names its product DEAD-box ATP-dependent RNA helicase 47, mitochondrial. Gene Ontology annotation, molecular function: RNA binding; ATP binding; RNA helicase activity. The coding region runs from base 145 to 1797 and encodes 550 amino acids. Lineage: Eukaryota; Viridiplantae; Streptophyta; Magnoliopsida; Asterales; Asteraceae. The transcript has 2 exons. The record is from RefSeq and is a predicted model, not a curated record.
CGGCCGUUUACCAGAAUAUUUGUAUUCCCGUUGGUUGUUUACCCAACUUCCAUUCAUUCUCCGUCACCGGAAUAUCUCCUGAAUACAGGUUUGGCUACUAUGAAUGGAUAUUGAAGUCAAGAUCUUGAAGAACCUCUAGGAAAUAUGGCAGGUUUAGUAGCAACCCGAUUUCUUUUUCUUGUUGGCGAUGCUCUAUCUGUGAAAAAGCUCCCGAAGAUUUCUAAAGCUGCUUCAUUUCACAAAAGUGCCUGUAUAUUGAGCCAAUUUGGUAGUUCAAAUGGUCCGUUAACUCUAAAAAGCCUCGGAUUCAAGAAUGGGAUCGAAACAGUACCCAAGUUUGAGAAAGAUAAGGUUAGAAAUAAGGUUUCUACCCUUCAAGGUGAAGUCGAACAAGUUAAAAGCAAGCGAGUUAUAGUCAAAGUCAAAGCCGUUGCUAUGGGAAACCCUCUUGUAAUCGAGUCGGCCCCUUUUUCUGCAAAAUCGUUUUCAGAACUUGGUCUUCCUCCAUUGUUGGUUGAAGCACUAGAGAGAGAAGGCUUUAAUGUUCCGACGGAUGUUCAGUCAGCUGCCAUCCCCACGAUCCUUAACAAUCAUGAUGUCGUGAUUCAGUCGUACACGGGGUCUGGAAAGACAUUGGCAUAUGUUCUUCCAAUACUCUCAGAAGUGGGCCCACUCAAGGUUUCGCCUGAUGACGCUAAAAAGAAACCCGAUAUAGAAGCAGUGAUCGUGGCGCCUUCAAGAGAGCUUGGUAUGCAGAUUGUGAGAGAGAUCGAGAAGUUAUUGGGACCUGAAAACAAAAAAUUUGUACAACAACUUGUCGGUGGUGCAAACAGGUCGAGACAGGAGGAAGCUCUAAGGAAAAACAAGCCGGUUAUCGUUGUGGGAACACCUGGGAGGAUCGCGGAGAUCAGUUCCGCUGGAAAGCUUCACACCCAUGGCUGCCGUUUUCUAGUUCUUGAUGAAAUCGAUCAGCUCCUAUCGUUCAAUUUCCGAGAAGAUAUGCAUCGAAUAGUCGAACACGUGGGGAAAAAAGCCGAUUCUGGCCCAGCAAAGUACACAGAAAGCACGAUUAAGAGACGGGUUGAAAGACAAACGAUCAUGGUGUCUGCAACCGUGCCCUUUGCAGUGAUCCGAGCCGCUAGGAGCUGGGGUCGCGAUCCAAUUCUUGCACAAGCCAAAAAGGUUUCGCCUCUCGAAUCCGUUCCCCGCCCGGCUGGACCCAUCAAUUUAGCCACCGGACCCAACUCUGGUUCGGAUCUGCAGCAGAGCAACGCGGUCUCUGAUAGCCUACCACCAUCCUUGAACCACUACUUCUGUAUUUCAAGGCUGCAACACAAAGUGGACACCUUGAGAAGAUGCGUUCAUGCCCUUGAUGCAAAAACCGUUAUCGUUUUCAUGAAUCACACCCGUCAACUAAAAGACGCGGUUUUCAAGCUACAAGCCCGUGGAUUGAAUGCCGAAGAACUCCAUGGAGAUCUUGGGAAGCUAACAAGAUCUACAAUCUUGAAGAAAUUCAAGAAAGGGGAAAUAAGGGUAUUGGUUACAAACGAGCUAUCUGCUAGAGGUUUAGAUGUAUCAGAUUGCGAUCUUGUGGUUAAUGUAGACUUGCCGACUGAUUCGGUUCAUUAUGCGCAUCGGGCUGGAAGAACCGGUCGACUCGGGAGAAAGGGUUCGGUGGUCACCAUUUGUGAAGAAUCCGAAGUUUUUGUGAUCAGAAAGCUUCAGAAGCAACUUGGGGUUUCCAUCCAGUCUUGUGAGUUUGCUGAGGGUAAACUUGUUAUCGAGGAAAAAAAGUAGAGCCUUUUGUUUUAAACGAUUCGUUGCAGCGAGUAAACACAAGUACUAAAAGUAGCCUUUUUACUAUGG